Condylura cristata (star-nosed mole) is the source of this 5534-nucleotide messenger RNA. It is a transcript of the gene KCNJ3, whose product is annotated as potassium channel, inwardly rectifying subfamily J, member 3. Gene Ontology annotation, biological process: potassium ion import across plasma membrane; regulation of monoatomic ion transmembrane transport. Gene Ontology annotation, molecular function: G-protein activated inward rectifier potassium channel activity. The transcript has 4 exons. Gene Ontology annotation, cellular component: plasma membrane. Bases 462 to 1967 code for a protein of 501 amino acids. The record is from RefSeq and is a predicted model, not a curated record. NCBI's taxonomy places the organism in Eukaryota, Metazoa, Chordata, Mammalia, Eulipotyphla, Talpidae.
CCGCCGCCUCGCAUCUUCCACCCGGGGCCACCGAGCCGCGGGCAGGGACUGGGGGGCCGAGGAAGACAUGGUAAAGUCAGGUGCACAGAAGCAGCGAUAAAGCGAGAGCGGCGUAAGUAUUUGACCUGAAAGUCUGACUGGCAGCCAGAGGAUCGAACCCUUUACGGAGCACCGCGCCAAAAACAGUCAAGUCCCGCGCCCAAGUCAGUGCCGGGCGCCCCAGGAUCCUCUUGGUGGGGCAGCGCCUUGCCCUGUGGAAGGUGCGGAGCUUGGGGGACCUGCACUGGCGCUCAUCGUGGCCCACCAGGAAAAGUGGGGGCGAGGUAAACAGCGGUGAGCGCAGAGUGCGAGGCCAAACUGCCACUGCUUCCCGCUGUGCUUCCUCCCUCCAGCCCUCCGCCGCUGGCGCUCGGCUCCUGCGCCUUCGCUUCGUGUUUGAAUCUGGCUCGCCCCUCCGUAUUAUGUCUGCACUCCGAAGGAAAUUUGGGGACGAUUACCAGGUAGUGACCACCUCGUCCAGCGGCUCGGGCUUGCAGCCCCAGGGGCCCGGCCAGGGCCCGCAGCAGCAGCUUGUACCCAAGAAGAAGCGGCAGCGGUUCGUGGACAAGAACGGCCGGUGCAAUGUACAACACGGCAACCUGGGCAGCGAAACCAGCCGCUACCUCUCGGACCUCUUCACCACCCUGGUCGACCUCAAGUGGCGCUGGAACCUCUUCAUUUUCAUUCUUACCUACACGGUGGCCUGGCUCUUCAUGGCGUCCAUGUGGUGGGUGAUCGCCUACACACGGGGCGACCUAAACAAAGCCCACGUCGGCAACUACACGCCCUGCGUGGCCAAUGUCUAUAACUUCCCCUCCGCCUUCCUCUUCUUUAUCGAGACUGAAGCUACCAUCGGCUAUGGCUACCGCUACAUCACAGACAAAUGCCCCGAGGGCAUCAUCCUCUUCCUCUUUCAGUCCAUCCUCGGCUCCAUCGUGGACGCCUUCCUCAUUGGUUGCAUGUUCAUCAAGAUGUCCCAGCCAAAGAAGCGCGCGGAGACCCUUAUGUUUAGCGAGCACGCGGUGAUCUCUAUGAGGGAUGGAAAACUCACGCUCAUGUUCAGGGUGGGCAACCUGCGCAACAGCCACAUGGUGUCCGCGCAGAUCCGCUGUAAGCUGCUAAAAUCUCGGCAGACACCUGAGGGUGAGUUCCUUCCCCUUGACCAACUUGAACUGGAUGUAGGUUUUAGCACAGGGGCAGAUCAACUUUUUCUUGUUUCCCCUCUCACGAUUUGCCACGUGAUCGAUGCCAAAAGCCCCUUUUAUGAUCUGUCCCAGAGAAGCAUGCAAACUGAACAGUUCGAGAUUGUCGUCAUUCUAGAAGGCAUUGUGGAAACAACUGGAAUGACUUGUCAAGCUCGAACAUCAUACACAGAAGAUGAAGUUCUGUGGGGUCAUCGGUUUUUCCCUGUAAUUUCCUUAGAAGAAGGAUUCUUUAAAGUUGAUUACUCCCAGUUCCAUGCAACAUUUGAAGUCCCCACCCCACCAUAUAGCGUGAAAGAACAGGAGGAAAUGCUUCUUAUGUCAUCCCCUUUAAUAGCACCAGCCAUUACAAACAGCAAAGAAAGACAUAAUUCUGUGGAAUGCUUAGAUGGACUAGAUGAUAUUAGUACAAAACUUCCAUCUAAGCUUCAGAAAAUUACUGGAAGAGAAGACUUUCCGAAAAAACUAUUGAGGAUGAGUUCGACAACUUCAGAAAAAGCCUACAGUUUAGGAGAUUUGCCAAUGAAACUUCAACGAAUAAGUUCAGUUCCUGGAAACUCAGAAGAAAAACUGGUCUCUAAAACCACCAAGAUGUUAUCUGAUCCUAUGAGCCAAUCUGUGGCUGAUUUGCCACCAAAGCUUCAAAAGAUGGCUGGAGGAGCAGCCAGAAUGGAAGGGAAUCUUCCAGCCAAAUUAAGAAAAAUGAAUUCUGAUCGAUUUACAUAACAGAAUAUUCCCUUAGACAUUACUUAUUGUUUGAUUUAGUUAUAGUCCAAUAUUUGGCUGAUGAGGUUAUACUCUCUAAGGAAUCUGAAAGGCACAUUUUCUCACCAGUCUUACACACAUAUUUGAGAAUCCUUUCUUUCUAAGCAUUGCUGUUGUGCACAAAGCAAACCUGUGAUGGGAGGACCUCACAAAAAGUUAUUACAGGCAUGUAUUAUCACAUCAAGCAUGCAAUAAUGUGCAUAAUUUGCAUUUAGUUUUAUGGCAUGAUUUAUAUAUGGUAUAUUUAUAUUGUAUAUUCUGGAAAUAUAUAUAUAUUUAAAGAAGUGGUACUCUCCACAACAUUUCUAACAUGUAUUAAGCCAAACAUGAGAGGAUAGCUUUCAGUGAGAUAUAUAUAUAUCUAUAUCUAUCUAUAUAUAGAUAGAUAUAGAUAUAUAUACUCACACACACAUAUAUAUCUGAUAAAAUUGUGAUGUUUUGUUCAAAGUUGUAGUUCUUGUGCAUGUUUACUUUAUUAAGUUAGGAGACUUCUGGCAUUAAUUAUUAAUACCAAAUAUUUUAGCCUUAAAUUAUUUGUCAUUUAAAAAUUCUAAUUUAAUGUUUUUGCUACCUAAGGUCCUGGGAGGUUUUCAAUUAUAACUUUAUAUGAAGGAGUCACACAAGUUUGUGCUAUUUAUGGCCCUGCAAAAAUAUAGCCAUUAUAUUUCUAUAUCUAUAUAUAUAUAUAUAUAUGUAUAUAUAUAUAUAUAUAUAUAUAUUUAACUUGUAAAUUUUAGAGCAUACUAAUAUGCUGAAAAUUUCUUAUAAUUUUAAAAAAGUUGCUAGUACUGGGAGGAAAUAAAAUUGAUUAAUUUGACAAUCGAUCCUUCCCUGUACUAAUUAAAAUCUGAAAAUCUGUUUUAUAUAUGAUCCAAUACAAAUAUGAGCUCUGAACAAAUGCUGAAUCAUUGUAAUAGGCGGUAGCGAAGUUACAUUGAAUAUAUCAGAACCUGUGUGAAAUGACAUCCUUAAUGAUCCCUGUUUUGAAUUGAUUCAGCUAGUAGCAUUGCAUUCUUUUUCUGGAACUUCUUGAGGUGAUGCAACAAUAUAGUGAAACAGAUGAUACAUAUUCAUGUUUAAAAUAUGUCGGUGUAAUUGAAGUCCUUUUUUUCUGCUGUUUUGUUUGUGGCCUUUGUUGUAACACGAUAAACUUUUUUUUUCACCUGGGAAACCUCUCACACUCCAUGGCUGUUGCUCAGCUCAAGAGAAACCCUUGAGAUCAUUUACACUUAGAUGAAUUAAAGAUAUUUUGCCCAAGUUUUUUGUUUGUUUUGGUGAACACUGAUAUUAUUGGUGUAUUGGAUGCCUGUUCUACCAAAAUAAUUUUUGCCGUACUGUUUUUCUAAACCUAAGGCCUGAUAUUUAUGAUUCAUUAGUGAGAAUUACUACUGUUGUUCAGUAGAACAUUUACAAAACAAAUAUAUGGAGUACAGAAAUUUUAAUGAAAAUGUUUAAGUGCUCUUUAUCAGGAUAUGGACUUUCCUAUAAAUUUGAGUUGGGAUUUUCAACCUAAAUUUGCCCAGAAUUAAUCUGUUUCUGCUCAUUGAAAUGUAAAUUCUUAAACAUAGGUUUGGACUCCCAACUUUAUUCAUUUUUAUUAAUCUUAUGAUGAUUAUCUUCUUGGAAAAUUGAUUAAAAAAAAUAAAAGUUCUACAAUUGACUACAAUACUACCUUUGGCUACCUCUUUAGCAACUAAAUUCUGUAGGUGCAAAUAUAUACCAGGGAAUUCUUAUUGGCGGAGUGAUCAAUCUGGAACAUCCAUCCACUGUGAAGAAGCUAGUUACCCUAGCCUUUGAUAGCCAACCUUUCUUAUUUGCUGGUCACAGUCAAUGAACUAGUAACAGGGAGAGAAUGGGAUCCAGGAAGCAUUGUGUAUUUAUUAGCUGUGGAGAAACUGCACAGAUCAUUAAGUCUAACCACGCAAAACUAAAUAGAGCCAUCAUUUAAUUUGGACAGUCAUUUAAAUUUGUCUUUGGUACCAAGGAGAAUAUGGGACCAAAAUUAAGGUCCCUGAAUGUAUUUGUUUAUUCCACAGCAGUUUUGCAUGUCUUUUAUGUCCUAGGCAUUUUUAGCUCCUGGGAUUAUGAACACAACUAAGUUAGAGGAUAUCACUGCCCAUUGAACAUUGUCUAAUGAUAGGAGAUUGGGAAGGGGAUACAGUGGAGAUUAACGAAAACUAAAUAGUAUGUUUUUCAGAUAGUCAAAGUAUCUGACUUUAGGGAAGGAAAAGAGAGUAAAUGACCAAGUGGAAUAAGAAUUGAUUUUCAAAGUGGUGACUGAUGUAGCAAGGAGUCAUAAUUAAAUCAGUCACUAACUGAUAAGAAAGAACCACUCUUGACAAAGUUAAUUUUAUUUUCUGAAUCUUUUUCUUUUUUCUUUUCUACAUAUUAUGAAUGGGAAAGGUAUGAUUUUGGCAUGUAACUACAGGUUUGCCCUAUUGCUAAGUUGAUCACAUGAUCUCAGUUUACCAGGAAAGCUCUAGUUGAUACUUGUUGCUGUGUAAUUAUUAGUAGAACUCCCUUUUACUCUUAGAAUGUCCAGGUUUGAUGAUAUAUGGUGACUCAAUGUUUUUGUUGAAACUAAACUAUGAAGUCUGAUAUAUUUGGAUAAAAAUAAAGAAUUGUUUUUUUCUUCUUCUUUUGCUGAUUUUUUUGACACUGAUCAUUCCAAACAAAAUCAUGUCAGUUUUAUAUAUUUUGGCCUAGAGGACUUCUUAUCAAAGUGACUUCAUGUUAUGAUUGUCCUAUACAUGCCAUAUUUUCUCAGACAUGAAAUGCUAUACAUUGUAUUGACUGAGUAAAAAAUAAGUAAAUAAACCUCCAGUAUAUCCAUUUCAGAAAACUUUAAGAGCUCAGAGACAUGUCAACUUAACCACGACAAUUUACAGUCCAUCAGGUGGUAACUAACAAUAGGAAAGUGAAAUGCAUUGUUUCUACUGAACUACAUAAUUCUACUUAAAAAUGAAAACUAGUCCCUUCAGAUGAGAUCUUCAUGGUAUGCAUCCUUCCAUAGUAAAUGAUUGAUUCUAUCAAAAUGAUGUAAAUAAAAUAGAUAUUUUGAUAAUGCUUAUCCUUAUUCAUCCUUUUCAGCAACAUGUAAGUAUACUUUGUAAAUAGAUACCAAAUUAAAAAUAAGGAUAUUUUAUCAGCAAUUAAUCAUUUCUGCAGGAAAUUUUAUGCUGUUAAAAAUGCAUCCAUCCAUAUAUGAUUUUUAACACUAUGAAAACAUUUGUUUUAGAAAUUUUGCUUCAUCUAUAGAGUGGAACCAGAUAGAUUAUUUCUAUUGGAGGAAGAGUGAUAUAUUUGAGAAGAUGGCUUAUAUUCUAUUUUGUUAUAAAAAAUUUCUACUACUACUAAGAAAAGAAUUUGGGCUGCACAGCACAUCUGUGAGUUCUACUUCAAAGCUGAAUUACAUUGUACAUAUUCAAGCUAUCAUUCAACUUACUGCAUUGUAUGUCAUGCAACAUAAUUAUUUAAAUGUACAAGGUCAAUUUAAGUUACAAAAAUAAAAAACUUAUGUAUUCAUUA